GCGAGUUUGUGUGGGCUGUUCCCAGUCUUGUUAUCAGAGGCCCAAAGAGGCCCAACGAGAAUUCGCAUGGCGCUGGCGCUGCUGACGCUGGCUUUCGCCAUUGCAGCUCGGAUGCGCGCCGAGGGGACCAAGCGCCAGCACAUAUGGCCCAUGCAGAAGGGCUUCGGCACCAGAAAUGGCACGUCGCCCUACGUGAUGCCCGACAUCUCAAAGGGUCCUGCGUGGUCUUGGCAGGGGCCUCACCUCGACGUCUUCCGCGCCGGGCCCGCCAUGGACGAUGAGAUGAACAUCUAUGUGACUGCCGUCAGCGGUCGGACCUACAAGUUCAGCCCAGAGGGGAAGCAGCUCUGGGAGCACUUCACGGGACCCGCGCGGCAAGGGGUGUCAGGUGUGCCCUCUAUGGGCGAGGACUUCCUGGUGAUGCUCACGAGGAACGGGUACCUCAUCUCCCUGGACUUGGAGACAGGAGCUGAGCGCUGGGACCGCAAGGUGGCCCCGAUGACCGGCCUCUCUUGCGACUCCAUUCUCAUCGAGGGGAACCUGGCCAUCAUCGCUGUGGCGGACCCAGUUCCGCCGCUCGUCGCCUUGGGGGUGCAUAUGCAGGUGUCCGUUGAAAACAACGUCGUCCUCGGGAUAGACCUGACGGCGGGGGAAGAGAAGUGGCGGUUUUUCCCGGCCAUGGAAUGCUACAACUUCCAGGCGGCCACGAUCGGGGACGGCAGCUUUAUCUUCACCGACAAGACGGGGGCGCCGUACCGAGUCACCCUGAGCGGGGAGAAGAUCUGGUACACCGGUGUGACGGACCGCAAUUCUGCCACCACCGGCGCGGCGGUGAUCUACGAGGGCAAGGUCUACACCGUCAGCAACGAGGGCGGCAGUCAUCAAACGGCGGAGGAAGGGCAAGGCCUGCUCUCAAUGUACGACUACGAGACAGGUGCCCUGCUCUGGAAGGUGAAACUGGGCCUGCCUGGCAUGCAGGCAGCAGCCGCGGGACAAAUAGCCGGCGUGCCUGGCCCCUCCCUGGUGAUCGGCAUCGGCAAGAACCCUGGGGCUCCGCUGCUGGUGCGCGCCUCCAUGGUGCUGCCUCACAUCCUGACACUCUUGCUGGGACUGCCUGCGCAUUUGCUGAGCCUCUACUUCCCCCACCUCUUCGCCUGGAAGCAAGAGCGGUCGAUCGCCGCCUUCAACGCCCAAACUGGCGCACUGAAGUGGUGGUACCGCUUGGAGCCCUGGCAACAGCUGUCUUGCGCCGGGGACUCCGAGAAGUUUCUGGACCGAUACAAGGCCAUGGAGAGUGGUGAGAACCCCACCAAUGAACCAAUGUGCAUGCCGGACGCCAACGCGCAGCCCGUCAUCGAUGCCGCUGGCACAGCCUUCGUGCCCUUUCAGGACGGCUCGAUCUACGCUGUGCGAGAUGAGAACGGGGACGGCCAAAUCUCGCCCGAGGAGAUCAAGGCGCGGCGGGUGGGGGACGCCUUCCAGUCCUCGCCAGCCAUGGGCCCGGGCAUGAUGACGGUGGUGGACUGCGGGGGCCGCCUCGAGGUCUUCAAGUGAGGCGCUGAGCGCUUGCCUUUCGCAGACGAGCGACCA
Molecule: messenger RNA, 1590 nt
Organism: Effrenium voratum
Lineage: Eukaryota; Dinophyceae; Suessiales; Symbiodiniaceae
Source: the annotation of a GenBank genome assembly